GAAGGUGUGUGUGUGUGAAUAUUGGGAGCCGUGCGGCUCCCGGCCUGUUCUUAGUGUCUCUGCCUUCCAGUGAGAGUGCACGGCGCCCAACCAACAGCAUGGCAUACAGCAUCGAGCAGAGGGCCAAUGUCAACAGCCUGGAGUACCGACUGUUCUUCAAAGACUGCAAGGGAAAGUAUAUCUCUCCAUUCCAUGAUAUUCCUCUGUACGCAGAUGAAGCCAAAUAUAUAUUCAACAUGGUGGUAGAGGUGCCACGAUGGACAAAUGCAAAGUUGGAGAUUGCCACAAAAGAUCCUUUAAAUCCUAUAAAACAAGAUGUGAAGAAAGGCAAGCUGCGUUUUGUGGCCAAUGUUUUCCCACACAAGGGCUAUAUUUGGAACUAUGGCGCGAUCCCACAGACCUGGGAAAAUCCAUCACAUAUUGAUGAAAAUACUGGUUUUGGAGGAGAUAAUGACCCCAUUGAUAUAUGUGACAUUGGGAGUAAGGUAUGUGAAAGAGGAGAGGUCAUCAAGGUUAAAGUCCUUGGCACCUUGGCAUUGAUUGAUGAAGGAGAAACAGACUGGAAAGUUAUUGCCAUUAAUAUUGAAGACCCCGAAGCUUCUCAUUUCAAUGACAUUGAAGAUGUCAGAAGACUGAAACCCAAUUAUCUGGAAUCCACAGUCGACUGGUUUAGACGGUACAAAGUUCCUGAUGGAAAACCAGAGAACCAGUUUGCCUUUGAUGCAGAAUUUAAAAAUAAGGAUUUUGCAAUAGAUGUGAUAAAAUCCACCCAUGCUCACUGGAAGGCACUGGUAACCAAAAAGUCAGAUGGAGGGGAAAUCAACUGCAUCAAUACCACCGUAGAAGAAAGUCCUUUUACCUGCAAACAAAAAGAAGCUGAAACCAUUGUGAAUGCUACCCCUCCGUGUGGACCUGCAAAGUCUCUUCCAGAAGAUGUGGACAAGUGGUACUAUUAUCAGAAGAAUUAAUUACCGGUAGAUGACCUCACGCUAUUAUUGCACACCUUUCUGCAGGCAUUAUCAUGUGCAACAUAAAGAAGAUUUUUUUUUUUUUUUUUUAUAGAACAGUUGACAAUACAAACGGCAAAUGUUGUAAUCCUUUUUAGGUACAUCAUGGUUCUACAUUUUAUAGUACGCUAUGACUGAUGCUGUCCUGCAACAACACUUUGUUACUGUCAAUGAUAGAGACAUCUUAUUCUCCAUUGUCAACAAUAUGAGCUUUUUGUUCAGGCUGUGCUAUUUUCUAACAUCAAACUGGACAGGCAUGCCGCAAUCUGCUAAAUAAAUAUUCCAACCUCCUGUGUAGAUUCCCUGUACAAUAGAAGCAAAUAAAGCUACUUUUGUUCAUACAUACGAGUUUGUCUUGUAUAAGGUCUAAAAUAGCGUUUGAAGAGAACCAUUGCUAUAAUAAAUAUAAAUUGUAUUUAAAUAAAAUUUAAAUAAUACCUGUA
Rana temporaria (common frog) is the source of this 1450-nucleotide messenger RNA. RefSeq names its product inorganic pyrophosphatase 1 (gene PPA1). Lineage: Eukaryota; Metazoa; Chordata; Amphibia; Anura; Ranidae. The transcript is spliced from 11 exons. Gene Ontology annotation, cellular component: cytoplasm; extracellular exosome. Gene Ontology annotation, biological process: phosphate-containing compound metabolic process. Gene Ontology annotation, molecular function: magnesium ion binding; inorganic diphosphate phosphatase activity. Bases 99 to 968 code for a protein of 289 amino acids. The record is from RefSeq and is a predicted model, not a curated record.